Molecule: messenger RNA, 5453 nt
Organism: Chlorocebus sabaeus (green monkey)
Lineage: Eukaryota; Metazoa; Chordata; Mammalia; Primates; Cercopithecidae
Gene: MAT1A
Product: methionine adenosyltransferase 1A
Biological process (GO): S-adenosylmethionine biosynthetic process
Molecular function (GO): methionine adenosyltransferase activity; ATP binding
Source: RefSeq, a predicted model, not a curated record
GGUAGGUAAUUAUUUAACCUGCUUUACAGCAGAAGAAACAGAUUAGAGAGGUCGGGAGGCCUUCUCCAGGCUGCAUGGGAGGUUACAGGCAAAAGUUGGACUCUAGUCCAGAAGCCUGCACUUCCACCCACCAUGCUCUGUGCACUGCUUAUUAACAUUUACUUGCUAGAAUAUAAGGCAUCCUAGUAUUUUAGGUGGGGUCUUAAAUGAAACUCAUACUUGAGAUGGGUUUUUAACGAGGUGCCUCUCAGAUCCCUCCCUCACACCCUGAAUUGGCAUCCAGGCUGCCAAAGCCCUCUGCACACAUAUCUGUGUACAGGUCAUCUCCCCACCCUGACGCCUUCCACCCCAUGGUGCUGUUACUUAUGGAAUUCAGAAGGCAGCUACUGCUUUGUUUUCUGUCUUCCCGAUAGCUCUAGGAACCUUGAAGAGUACCUACCUGCUACUUACACAUCAUCUUGUUCUCAAAUCAAAUGUGGAGCAUAAUUGUUAUCAUACAAUUUUAACUGCUAGGGUCACCUAGUUCUACAGUUCAAAUUAAACAUUAGCUCAUAUUGCCUCUAGGUUUAAAACUAAUGUACCCAGAAGAAAUUUACUAAGGGCCAGCAAUGUUGAAAUAGCUUAAGUGCAAACAGAGGGGUCCUGUGUACUGGCAAUGACAAGGCGAUGUUGUCUAAAGUCCCUAUUUGAUUCCUCAUUUGUCCAUCCCUUCCCAGUGGCCUUUUCCUCUCUGAACUUUCAAGUCUUGUGCCUAAGCACUUCAGUUCACUCCUUGUUAAAUGCCGUUGAUUGGCUAUGCAUAUGUAACAUCCCUUGCUUCAUUCCAGAAGAGGUUACUUCAAUACUGUUUUAAUUCUCUGAAGGGAUGAUGUUUGACUGGUCAUCAGUUAGCAGAACUCAAGCUUUGGAGCACCAGAAUGUGUGCCAGAAAAAUUUUUUUGAAAUGCUUGUAUAAUGAACUCAGAGAGGGGUUUGGUCACCAGAAUUGUUAGGUGGGGCUAUUGCCUCCUAACUUUUGCUUCCCACAGUCCAAGCUUUGAUGCACAAGGUUAUGGUUGAUUACUUUUUAUUGCAUUCUAGUGGGAACUGGUUUCUCCACCCAUCCUCAUUCUCUGUGGUCUCAAUUCCCCAUUGUUCCUUGGGUCUGAGGAUGCAGCUGGAUCUGAGAGUGUGAGACGCUGUCAUUUAGUACAUGAACUAAAGAUAUAAUCCUGUUUACUACUUUUUUUGGUCAAAGCAAAAAUAAUGCAAGAGUUAUGUGAACACGAUAUUUAUUACAUGUAUAGAACUGAAUAUGUAGAUGUUUAUCAUCUGGAAGCUUUGGGAAACUGGACUUUGAUAAUUUCCAUGUAAUGAAUCCAUUUCUCAAAAGCAUUUUUUUCUAAACACACACACACACACACACACACACACACACACACACACACACUGUUCUCUGUAACCUCCCCAGAUAGAUACUUUUUAAAGACCUUGCUUGUUAAAAUGCCUGCCAGCCUUUUAGAGAAGUUGACAGUUUAGGUGGUUUCUGUUAGCAGAAACACGUGGACUCAAAGCUUUUCCUCUAAAAUGAAUCUGUUGUGUAACACCACAGCUGGCUGAGAAUACAGGUGCCUGCUCCUGCUCUCCCUGAGAAGGUAGAAGGGGAAGAGACCAAUCCAGAUGAGAUGCAGGGGAGGAGGGGACACCCAACAGCAAAGGCACUGUUGCAAUCUUAGCCUAAAUCAUAUCUCUGAGACAGUUUCUUAUUGCCUGCUUGUAUCUCUGGGUGACCACAGACCCCCUGCUCUCCAAGGUGAGUUGUGAACUCUGGAGCACUACCGAGAUUGGCUGAGAGCUGAAGGAGAGUCCCAAAGGAGCUUCAAUUCUGCAGAACUCUACAGCCUUCUUUACCUUACCUUGACCAGGUGCUUAGAGUUUGGAAAGUCAGGGGUAAGAAUUGGAAUUCCUCCAGGUAAGAAGACCCCCCUUUUAGGAAAUGGACUCCUCCAAUUUUCUCACAUGAUUAUUCAGGCACUUUCGCUUUUCCAUAUAUAGGAGUCGCUCAGGAGCAAGCUGUGGCAAGCUGGAGGGUGGGACACAUCCUGAGUUCCAUCCGAUCCCUCCCUUCUCAGCAGUCCUCGCCCGUUCUCACGUGCUCACAGGCAGUUAGGCAGAAGUGAUCCCCGUGGCUCUGCCAAAGACAAGCCUGUUGAGUUGCAAGAAGAAGAAGAAGAAGAAGAAGAAGAAAACUCAGGCAAAGUCACAGCCUUAAAAUUGUUCCCUGGAAGAAGCGUGAGUGGAGAAGUGUGAGAAGAUGAAUGGACCAGUGGAUGGCUUGUGUGACCACUCUCUAAGUGAAGAAGGAGCCUUCAUGUUCACGUCGGAGUCUGUGGGAGAGGGACACCCAGAUAAGAUCUGUGACCAGAUCAGUGACGCAGUGCUGGAUGCCCACCUCAAGCAAGACCCCAAUGCCAAGGUGGCCUGUGAGACGGUGUGCAAGACUGGCAUGGUGCUGCUGUGUGGCGAGAUCACUUCAAUGGCCAUGGUGGAUUACCAGCGAGUGGUGAGGGACACCAUCAAGCACAUCGGCUAUGAUGACUCGGCCAAGGGCUUUGACUUCAAGACUUGCAACGUGCUGGUGGCUUUGGAGCAGCAAUCCCCGGAUAUUGCCCAGUGCGUCCAUCUGGACAGAAACGAGGAGGAUGUCGGGGCAGGAGAUCAGGGUUUGAUGUUUGGCUACGCCACCGACGAGACAGAGGAGUGCAUGCCCCUCACCAUCAUCCUUGCCCACAAGCUCAACGCCCGGAUGGCGGACCUCAGGCGCUCCGGCCUCCUCCCCUGGCUGCGGCCUGACUCUAAGACUCAGGUGACAGUUCAGUACAUGCAGGACAAUGGCGCAGUCAUCCCCGUGCGCAUCCACACCAUCGUCAUCUCCGUGCAGCACAACGAAGACAUCACGCUGGAGGAGAUGCGCAGGGCCCUGAAGGAGCAGGUCAUCAGGGCCGUAGUGCCGGCCAAGUACCUGGACAAAGACACCAUCUACCACCUGCAGCCCAGUGGGCGGUUUGUCAUUGGAGGUCCCCAGGGGGAUGCGGGUGUCACUGGCCGUAAGAUUAUUGUGGACACCUAUGGUGGCUGGGGGGCUCAUGGUGGUGGGGCCUUCUCUGGGAAGGACUACACCAAGGUGGACCGCUCAGCUGCAUACGCUGCCCGCUGGGUGGCUAAGUCUCUGGUGAAGGCGGGGCUCUGCCGGAGAGUGCUCGUCCAGGUUUCCUAUGCCAUUGGUGUGGCCGAGCCGCUGUCCAUUUCCAUCUUCACCUAUGGAACCUCUCAGAAGACAGAGCAAGAGCUGCUGGAUGUGGUGCGUAAGAACUUCGACCUCCGGCCAGGUGUCAUUGUCAGGGAUUUGGACUUGAAGAAGCCCAUCUACCAGAAGACAGCAUGCUACGGCCAUUUCGGAAGAAGCGAGUUCCCAUGGGAGGUUCCCAAGAAGCUUGUGUUUUAGAGCCGGGGGGAGCUGGGCCUGGUCUCACCCUGGAGGCGCCUGGUGGCCAUGCUUCUCUUCCCCAGAGCCCUGGCUGCUGAUCGCCUUCCCCACCCACCAACCCUCGGAGCAAAGCCAGGUUCCUCUGAUUUAGCCUGUUCUGUCAUCAUCAUGGCCGGCUGGAGGCAGGGGCUUCCUGGUGCUGGAGGUUGGCUCUUGAGGAGAGGAUGGGCAUGGUGUUCUACUGCUCCAUCAGACUGGGGCAAUGUUAAUUUAGUGGAAAAGGCACCCCAUCAAGAGUGAAUUCCCUCACUCGCCUCCCCCAACAGCUGGACCCUGACCAGCUCCCCCUCUCUCCCUUUGUCUGUGCCAGGUGAGGUCAGCACAUCUCACAGACCUCAGGGCUCCUUGUGGACCUGGGCUCCUGGGCCUCCCUUUCACAGGCAGCCAGCGCCCUGAGCCAGGGUCUCCAGAAAGCCCCUUCCAGGCCAGGCAUGUGGCAGGGGUUAGAGCAGGACUAAUGUCUCCUAAGCACCUGUAGUGUGCGAGGGACCCAGCUAAUGACUGGGUCAUUUUUUCUUCACUGCAACAUGAUGAGGUAGUACCUUUUAUUAUCCCAUUUAUAGAUGGGGGAGAGCAAAACACAGAGUCUGGAUAACUUCCACAGGGUCCCACAGCCACGUGUUUAGGCCUAGAUGUAUAACUAGGAGCUUUGACUCAGGAGUCUGUAACACACCCCCUCCCCCACCGUUGUCACAUGCCAGUAACAGGCUUGAACAAUGACAAAGCAGAUUCAGAAAUGAGGCCAUGGACUCUGUCCUGAAGGCCCAAGGUUACUGGAAAUGAGGGGAUUAACCCACCAGCUCUUGUUCAGCCCUGGGAAAUUGUCUGAAAAAUGAAGAUGGAACCAUAGGGCUAUUUUGUUUGCUUCAUGUGUCCCAGAAGAUGGUUGAGGGUAAGCUGGAUACCUGGACCAUCAGCAUGGGCUAGAGUUUGGGAUUAACCAGCAGCUCUAGAAUCCCAGCCCCCUGACCUCUCAGAGACAUGCAAUGAUUGGGUUUUUGGACUUCUGGGGUAAGUGGUCUGAGUCCAGUCCAGUCCUAUCUGGGCUUCCUGUAGCAGAAGCAGCAACUUGUCCUAGCACAGAUGGCCAGCCCCUUAUACAGAGGCCCUCAGGUCUUUCUUUUUCCCUGGUCCCUUGUAUCCUCUGCAGGCUGAGUGCGUUUGGAGGGAGGGAGGGGCCCUUCGGAUGCCCCAUCCAGGGAGGCUGGUCCUAAGGCCUCACGUUAAAUAGGCGGGGCUUGCCUUCUGAUGUUGGACAAGCUUCUGAGAUGUCACGAGGAGAUUCUGCCUUUGCCUGGUGACUCUCUGGGGAGCAGAUCUGCUCCCAAGGGGCCUGAGCAGUCCUUGGCCCGCUAGGGUCUUGGAACUCACCUGCCUUUCUAUCCAUGGCCAGCAGCACCUGCCCCACCUGCCCCACUUGUCCUUAGCCUGGACCUCUGAUAGCAGCAUCUCUACCUUCUCCCCAGCUCCCAGGACCACAGGCUCAGGCAGGGGCUUCCAUGGGCCCCAGGGAAACAGUGGGGACUCGGCCUCUCUCUAGGGUGCAUGGUGCUGGUUCAGGCUGGGAGAGGCAGCCCAGGAAGUCUCAUCUGGGGAGCAGGCAGCCUGCAUCUGGGUCUUGGCUUGGAGCACAAAGACCCUGGCUUUCAUUUUCUCUCAGAUGAACGGAAAUUAAGGCAACAGAAGAAGCCCGGCUCCUGGUCACCUAGGAAGCCUCAAAUUCCUUCCCGUGGAGGGAGGGAGAGGUUUGCAGGUGACCGAGUUCCUCUAACUUGGAUCAUACUCGACAUGAAAAUUCAGAAUUUUAUACUUUCCCUGCCCUCUAGAGAAAUAAGAUAUUUUUUGUCAAUUUGUUUGUUUGAAACUAAAGCCUUUAUUUGUUAAUAGUUCCUGCUAAAACAGUGAAUAAAAACUCCAGGAGCAACUA